CCCAUCCUCGGCAGCCCGCGACACAUCGAAAAGAGUCACGACUACGAGUUCCUAAAACCCUGGCUUGGCACCGGACUGCUUACCAGCCAAGGCAAAAAGUGGCACCCCCGACGAAAGAUCCUAACGCCCGCGUUCCACUUCAAGAUCCUGGACGACUUUGUAGACAUCUUCCAGGAACAGAGUGCCGUACUGGUCCAACGGUUGGCACGCGAAGUGGGCAAUGAAGAGGGGUUCAACUGUUUCCCCUAUGUGACCCUGUGCGCACUAGAUAUCGUUUGCGAAACCGCCAUGGGUCGGCUUAUCCACGCUCAGAAGAACUCCGAUUCGGACUAUGUGAAAGCUGUGUAUCAAAUCGGAAGCAUCGUCCAGAACCGUCAGCAGAAGAUUUGGCUGCAGCCGGACUUCAUCUUCAAGCGUACCGAGGACUACCGAAACCACCAGCGGUGCCUGUCGAUUCUGCACGAGUUCUCCAACCGGGUGAUCCGUGAACGCAAGGAAGAGAUCCAGAAGCAGAAGCUAUCGAACAAUAACAUUUGGACGGUAACAACAACGCCGAAGAGUUCGGUCGGAAGAAGCGGUUGGCGUUCUUGGAUCUGCUGA
Messenger RNA from Aedes albopictus (Asian tiger mosquito), 600 nucleotides. RefSeq names its product cytochrome P450 4c3. NCBI's taxonomy places the organism in Eukaryota, Metazoa, Arthropoda, Insecta, Diptera, Culicidae. Gene Ontology annotation, molecular function: heme binding; iron ion binding; oxidoreductase activity, acting on paired donors, with incorporation or reduction of molecular oxygen. The transcript is spliced from 4 exons. The annotation marks the transcript as partial. The record is from RefSeq and is a predicted model, not a curated record.